This is a messenger RNA of Anoplopoma fimbria (sablefish), 783 nucleotides long. RefSeq names its product sterile alpha motif domain containing 12 (gene samd12). Gene Ontology annotation, molecular function: protein binding. Gene Ontology annotation, biological process: cell surface receptor protein tyrosine kinase signaling pathway. The transcript has 7 exons. The record is from RefSeq and is a predicted model, not a curated record. Gene Ontology annotation, cellular component: cytoplasmic side of plasma membrane. NCBI's taxonomy places the organism in Eukaryota, Metazoa, Chordata, Actinopteri, Perciformes, Anoplopomatidae. Bases 34 to 783 code for a protein of 249 amino acids.
CGCGAGUGAUGCUCAGAUCUGAGGAGUAGCGCGAUGGCCGUCGAAGCUGUUCACUGCAACCUGAGCCAGAAUGGCAUCGACCACCAGAUGUGUCCGGAGGACAUGACGUCACAGCUGGAGGAAGAUGAGGAGUCGGUGGACGCCGGGACCGUGCUGCUGGACGAUGACAGCCCGAGCUACCAGGACGUCAGCCCGCCCAUGUACCAGCGCCGCCCGCCGCCACACCGCUCCGUCUCCGAGUCUGAGCUGUCACGGCCAGGAUAUGUGAAGCUGUCCAAGCCGGUGGCCCUGUGGACCCAACAGGACGUCUGCAAGUGGCUGAAGAAACACUGUCCCAAUCAGCACCAGAUCUACAGUGACUCUUUCAAACAGCACGACAUCACAGGGCGGGCUCUGAUGAGAUUGACGGACAGAAAGCUGGAAAGAAUGGGCAUCAUGCAGGAAGCCCAGAGGCAACACAUCCUCCAGCAGGUCCUGCAGCUUCGCGUCCGGGAGGAAGUCAGGACCCUUCAACUUCUCACACAAGGCUGUGCUCCCCCAACAACACUCACACAUAGCCACAAACACCGACAUGAUGUGUCAGCGAGCAGAGAGGCGGCGGUGCUGGUUCUCAAGGACGCCAGAGAAUGGACGCGGCAGAGUCCGAACAACAUGUGCCGAUCUCGUAAGGAAAAGAGGGGCACCGGCAGGAUUCAACAAAGGGAACGGGAAGACUCUGACCCCGGGAUGCCCUGGGCCCCGAUGCAGCACCAGUCUGCCAGCCGCUACAACGGCUGCAGCUAA